AUGCAGAGCCUGGGGCGCGAGCUGGGCAGCCCGCCGACGGACGGCAUCUCGAACGUGCGCUUCUCCAACCACUCGGACCACCUGCUCGUCGCCUCCUGGGACUCCAACCUACGACUGUACGAUGCGGGAGCCAACACACUAAGGGGCACGUUCCCCCGCCGCGGCCCGGUGCUGGACUGCUGCUUCCAUGACGACAGCUCUGGCUUCGCUGGCAGCGUUGACCAGUCCGUGGUCAGGUACGACUUCAAUGUGGGGAGGGAGGACGUGCUGGGGCACCACCAGGGGGCGGUCAAGUGUGUCGAGUACUCGCAUGCCACGGGCCAACUGAUCACAGGCGGGUGGGAUCGAACUGUGAGGUGCUGGGACCCCCGUGCCCCCUCCUCCCACCUGCGCCUGACAGUGACAGCGGAGCAGCCCGAGCGCUGCUACUCCAUGUCGCUCGCCGCACACCGCCUCGUGGUCGCCAUGGCGGGGCGCCACGUGUCGAUCUACGAUUUGCGCAACAUGGCGCAGCUGGAGCAGCGGCGGGAAUCUUCUCUGAAGUUUCAGACGCGGUGUGUGCGGUGCUACCCCACGGGCACGGGGUAUGCUCUGGCGUCCGUGGAGGGACGCGUUGCCAUGGAAUUCUUCGACCCAUCUGAGGCCGCCCAGGCCAAAAAGUAUGCGUUCAAGUGUCAUCGGCGGUCAGAGGGAGGGAGGGACACAGUCUUCCCAGUCAACACCAUCGCCUUCCAUCCAAUCUACGGAACGUUUGCCACGGGGGGGUGUGACGGGGUGGUCAACAUCUGGGACGGCAACAACAAGAAGCGCCUCUACCAGUAUGCCAAGUACCCCACGAGCAUCGCGGCGCUCUCCUUCUCGCGGGACGGUCGCCUGCUGGCCGUGGCAGCCAGCUACACCUUCGAAAUGGGCGACAUCCCGCAUGAGAAGGACGCCAUCCACAUUCGCAAUGUGAACGACGCAGAGGUCAAGCCCAAGCCCAAGGCAUACAGCACUGCCACGCGCCAGCUGUGGCGGCUGCGGCGCCACCCUACCGUGGCGUCCGUCCGCGCCAGCCGCGUGCUCCGCCGGCAGACCAGCGACUCGCCGCAGUUCCUGGGGCUCCCCGGCAAGGUGUGGCUGGCAGUGGGCGGGCAGAGCAAGGCGGGCGAGGGCACGGUUGUGGGGAUCGUGGACACGGGUAUCUGGCCCGAGCACCCGUCCUUCAGCGAUAAGGGCCUCUCCUCGCAGCUGCCCGCGGGGUGGAAGGGCAAGUGCGAGCAGUCGAGCUCAUUCCGGUGCAACAACAAGGUGAUCGGCGCCAAGGCCUUCUAUGCCGCCGCGGGGAACCCCGUGAAGGUGCAGGGCGGCGGGCAGGUGAGCAGCAUGGCGCCGGCAGCGCGCAUUGCGGCGUACAAGGUGUUUUGGACGGACGACAACGGGGACAUUUACGCCACGGAGCCAGACAUCAUCGCAGCCGUCAAUCAGGGCGUGGCGGACGGUGUGGAUGUGCUGUCGCUGUCCCUGGGCGGCGUGAAUCCCGAGGACAACUUUUUCAACGAUCUCGCUUUCAUGCGCGCCAAUGCUGUGGGGGUGUUUGUUGCCUUUGCUGCGGGCAACGCGGGGCCUCCCGGGCGUGGAGGGUUCUACCGCACGCUGGACAACUUCGCCCCUUUCUACCUCACUGUUGGCGCCAGCACCAUCGCCCGAGGAGGCGCCUCCCUUGCCUCGACUGCCGGCACUCAGUCGCUCGCUCUCGGUGCCACCAGCAGCGGCUGCAACGGCACGGAUGGCAGCACAGGCGGCAAUUGCAAUGGCAACAACACAGAUGCCACGGACGGCACAUAUGGCAGCGGAACCAUUCUGACUGCGGACGGUGGGAUCACCUUCACCUCCUCCUCCUCCUCCGCCCCAGUGGUGGCUGACUUCUCUUCCCGCGGCCCCCUGCUGCAGCCCUCUUCUGUGGCCCAGCCGCCCAUGCCAGGCAACGCCAUUCUCAAGCCUGACAUCAUCGGUCCUGGAGUGGACCUCGUUGCUGUUGCUCCCGGGAAGAAACCCGGCGACCCCGGUGCUCUUGCCCGCAUGUCGGGUACUUCCAUGGCCACCCCCCAUUUAGCGGGGCUAGCCGCUUUAAUCAUCCAGAAGUACCCCAACUGGACCCCUGCGCAGGUGAUGUCAGCGCUGAUGACGACGGCACGUGUGACAGACACGAGCAAGAGCGCGAUCAGGAGUGCGACGGGCGGGGAGGCCACCCCGUGGGAGAUGGGUGCAGGCCACGUGUUCCCCCCCGCCAUGUUCGACCCCGGCCUCACCUAUGACGCCCGCGACAGCGACUACCAGAAUUUCCUCACCGGGCAGGACCUCAACCGCGCGAAAAAGGAGUUUCCAGGGGUGGCGCUCUCCCCUUUUGCUGCCCGGAACCUCAACCUGCCCACCAUCACUCUGCCCCGCCUGCAGGGCUUCCUGCAGGUCACCCGCACAGUCACCAACGUGGCCGGGACCCAGUCCACAUACAGUGUAUCUGGGAAGGCACCGCAGGGGGUGAAGGUGACGGUGGGGCCUAGGAGCCUCACGCUUGCUCCCGGACAGAAGGGGACCUACACGUUGACGUUCACGGUGGAUACACCCAGUAAUGAGUUCAAGUACGGGUAUAUAGUGUGGGAUGACAACCAGGGCCACAGUGUGCGGUCCCCCCUUGUGGUGCAACCCAUCUCCCGCUGA
Molecule: messenger RNA, 2700 nt
Organism: Closterium sp. Yama58-4
Lineage: Eukaryota; Viridiplantae; Streptophyta; Zygnematophyceae; Desmidiales; Closteriaceae
Source: the annotation of a GenBank genome assembly